Messenger RNA from Budorcas taxicolor (takin), 3520 nucleotides. RefSeq names its product phosphorylated CTD interacting factor 1 (gene PCIF1). Gene Ontology annotation, molecular function: RNA polymerase II C-terminal domain binding; mRNA (2'-O-methyladenosine-N6-)-methyltransferase activity. The record is from RefSeq and is a predicted model, not a curated record. NCBI's taxonomy places the organism in Eukaryota, Metazoa, Chordata, Mammalia, Artiodactyla, Bovidae. The transcript is spliced from 17 exons. Gene Ontology annotation, cellular component: nucleus. The coding region runs from base 337 to 2523 and encodes 728 amino acids.
GGGAGGGCGAGGCGGAGGCGGCAAAACGGGCGGUCGAGCAGAACGUGUAACCGCGUCCCCUCGAGUCCGCUGCGGGCAGUUGACCUACCUGGUGCACCAGUAUCACACAGUAUUGCUCGAGGAAAAAUAUUUCAAUAAAGUUGCUGAUGCAAGGAAUCCCCUGGGCCCCCGUCCACUCCACUGCUGACCAGCCCAUCCUCCUGCGCUGUGCUUUCCUGCAGGCACCCCUCCCACUGCCUCUGUGGGACCCGGUGACGUGGGGGUCCAUCUGGCCGGAGAAGAAAACCCUCUCAUGCUAGCGUUGCAGACCCCAGAGGGUCCGGUGUGGGUGCUGAGAUGGCCAAUGAGAAUCACGGCAGCCCCCGGGAGGAAGCAUCCUUGUUGAGUCACUCCCCUAGCACCUCCAGUCAGAGCCAGCCCUGUUCUCCAAAGCCCAUCCGCCUGGUGCAGGACCUCCCAGAGGAGCUGGUGCACGCAGGCUGGGAGAAGUGCUGGAGCCGAAGGGAGAACCGUCCCUACUACUUCAACCGAUUCACCAACCAGUCCCUGUGGGAGAUGCCCGUGCUCGGCCAGCACGACGUGAUUUCGGACCCUUUAGGGCUGAAUGCGACCCCCCUGCCCCAAGACUCAAGCUUGGUGGAAACCCCCCUGGCUGAGAACAAGCCCCGAAAGCGGCAGCUCUCGGAAGAGCAGCCCAGUGGCAAUGGCGUGAAGAAGCCCAAGAUUGAAAUCCCCAUGACGCCCACGGGCCCGUCAGUCCCCAGCUCCCCCAGCAUACCAGGCACCCCAACACUGAAGAUCUGGGGCACGUCCCCUGAAGAUAAACAGCAGGCAGCUCUCCUCCGACCCACAGAGGUGUACUGGGACCUGGACAUUCAGACCAACGCGGUCAUCAAGCACCGGGGGCCUUCGGAGGUGCUGCCUCCACACCCCGAGGUGGAGCUGCUCCGCUCCCAGCUCAUCCUGAAGCUCCGGCAGCACUACCGGGAGCUGUGCCAGCAGCGAGAGGGCAUUGAGCCCCCCCGGGAAUCCUUCAACCGCUGGAUGCUGGAGCGCAAGGUCGUGGACAAAGGCUCUGACCCCCUGUUGCCAAGCAACUGUGAACCGGUGGUGUCACCUUCCAUGUUUCGCGAAAUCAUGAACGACAUCCCCAUCAGGUUGUCCCGAAUCAAGUUCCGGGAGGAGGCCAAGCGUCUGCUCUUCAAGUACGCAGAGGCGGCCAGGCGGCUCAUCGAGUCCAGGAGUGCGUCUCCUGACAGCAGGAAGGUGGUCAAGUGGAAUGUGGAGGAUACCUUCAGCUGGCUGCGGAAGGACCACUCUGCCUCCAAGGAGGACUACAUGGACCGCCUGGAACACCUACGGAGGCAGUGUGGCCCCCACGUCUCGGCCGCAGCCAAGGACUCCGUGGAAGGCAUCUGCAGCAAGGUCUACCACAUCUCCCUGGAGUACGCCAGACGGAUCCGAGAGAAGCACCUUGCCAUCCUCAAGGAAAACAACAUCCCAGAGGAGGUGGAGGCGCCCGAGGUGGAGCCCCGCCUGGUGUACUGCUACCCAGUGCGGCUGGCCGUGCCCGCGCCCCCUGUGCCCAGCGUGGAGAUGCACGUGGAGAACAGCGUGGUCUGCGUCCGCUACAAGGGCGAGAUGGUCAAGGUCAGCCGCAACUACUUCAGCAAGCUGUGGCUCCUUUACCGCUACAGCUGCAUCGACGACUCCGCCUUCGAGAGAUUCCUGCCCCGGGUCUGGUGUCUGCUCCGCCGGUACCAGGUACUGGCCGGGGCGGCUGGGGGCGGGCUGACCCGGAGGGCGGGGAGGCCGCCCGAGGCUGAGCCAGCCGCUCCGCAGAUGAUGUUCGGCGUGGGUCUCUACGAGGGCACAGGCCUGCAGGGCUCGCUGCCGGUGCACGUCUUCGAGGCACUGCACCGACUCUUCGGAGUCAGCUUCGAGUGCUUUGCCUCGCCCCUCAACUGCUACUUCCGUCAGUACUGCUCCGCCUUUCCCGACACAGACGGCUACUUCGGCUCCCGCGGGCCCUGCUUAGACUUCUCCCCGCUGAGCGGUUCCUUUGAAGCCAACCCUCCCUUCUGUGAGGAGCUCAUGGACGCCAUGGUCUCUCACUUCGAGAAACUGCUUGAGAGCUCGCCAGAGCCCCUGUCCUUCAUCGUGUUCAUCCCUGAGUGGCGGGAGCCCCCAACCCCAGCGCUCACCCGCAUGGAGCAGAGCCGCUUCAAGCGCCACCAGCUGGUUCUGCCUGCCUUCGAGCACGAGUACCGCAGCGGCUCCCAGCACGUCUGCAAGAAGGAGGAAAUGCACUACAAGGCUGUCCACAACACGGCCGUGCUCUUCCUGCAGAACGAGCCCGGCUUCGCCAAGUGGGGGCCCACGCCCGAGCGGCUGCAGGAGCUGAGCGCCGCCUGCCGGCAGUCAGGCCGCAGCCAUAGCUCCAGCGGCUCCGCAUCCUCAGAGGCCAAGGAUCGGGACUCAGGCCGGGAGCAGGGCCCCAGCCGAGAGCCGCACUCCACUUAACAGCCUGCGGGGAGGAGGAGCUCCUGGGUGCUGCUGUGGACUGCUGGGGCUCUGGGGGCAGAGUGGAUCCCAGGACCCGCUCCUGGGGUGGCCACCGAUGACAUAGGAAGACGUGGCUCUGCCAGGGUGCCCCCUCCCUGCCCACGUCCCCCCAACUCCCCGACUCACGCUCACUCCAGGCCCCCUGUAAAUAGGCCCCAUCCUGCCCGCCCUCCCUUCCCUCACCCCAUCCUGUUGCCACCUUGUUUCAUUUGUAAAAGGAAAUACAGAAACCCCCCCAAGAACGUGUGAGGGUCUUGAGGGCAGAGCAGGCUAAGAAGUCGGAGCCGCUUGCAGGACCGCAGCCCUCUGCACACCCAGGCGCACCUUCUCAUGGCCUCUGGGCCUUCGCACCCGGCCCCGGGCUCCAGGGUCUAACUUCUCAUCCUGCUGUUCUCUGCUUGUGCCCAGGAAGUCUGAAGGGUCCAGAGGCAGCGUCAACCAUCUGCAAGCCCCGAGCUCCCACAGCCAGUAGCAGCUUCACCGACACCUCUGGGGAGCGGAGGGCGGGUAGAAACCUAGAUGCCUGGAGCCACCAGUGAGUGGGCAGCCGGCUGUGUUCUACAGUCAAGGGCCAGGAGGAAGUGCAGAUCCGAGGCAAGGAGCCAGUGCUCCCCUGGGGCUGGGGAGGAAGCAGCAUCUGAAGGUGCUGUCCACUUUCCCCAGCCUAGUCGUCUUUCCGGAUACCAGGCCGCUGCCCCACGAGUCUGCCCUCCUGGGCCACUGUACUUACAGAGGCGGGGCAGGGUGCACCUCUGGCCGGGCAGCUCCCACCUCAGUCCCACCCUAGUGGACUCUAAUAGGCUCCUCUUCCUGCUUCCUAAGGCCUUGCCUGGUUCCAGCUGUAGCAGCACAUGGACAAAGGGAGCGGGCCAAGGCUGGACUCUGGUCCCUUUAUUGAGCCUGAGAGACCAGUGGAUACAUACCAACAAAAAUAAAUUUCUCUCCCGAAGCCUGC